AUGAUCGACAGAGAAACGAACAUGCAAAAAGAGAAUUCGAAGACGACGAAGAAGAAGCAGCUCACGAAAGCGAAUGGUUUAGCAUGGGAGUGCGGGUCCCAACGUGCGCCACGUGUGAAUGUGAACGUAUCUGAAGUAGUGGCCAGGAAUUGCCCUAUCAAAUACUCCAACUUCAUUGGCUACGUUUUCUCGCUCUUCCGAUUUCGCAUUUCGCGGCUCUGCGGUGUCGUUUUGGGGUUUUUCUUUCGCCGGGACCCUCGUGAGCUGGGUGGGCCCCACUAA
Messenger RNA from Sphenostylis stenocarpa, 282 nucleotides. The record is from the annotation of a GenBank genome assembly. NCBI's taxonomy places the organism in Eukaryota, Viridiplantae, Streptophyta, Magnoliopsida, Fabales, Fabaceae.